UCUCGGAGGAACACAGCUGUGCGAGAGGAGAAACUCAUACUGACUCUUCUACAGCUGAGAAAGAAAACGUGUCUUCUGAUUUUCCUCUGCUUCUCCUUCUCCUUCGCCUUCUCCUUCUUCUCCUUCCACACCGGGGAACGUCAUGGUAACUGAAAGCAGCACUCCAAGCCAGUGAACACUUUCUAAACCGCGACAGUAACCGAAUUGAACUGCAACAGGAAGAAAAGAAACAGAUUUUAGUCAAAGAUGUCAGUGAGUAGCCACGAAAACCGCAAAUCCAGAUCAAGCUCCGGCUCCAUGAACAUCCACCUGUUCCACAAAACAUCUCAUGCGGACAGUCUGCUUACUCAACUAAACCUUCUGCGCAAACGAUGCGUCUUCACAGACGUCGUGCUCCAGGCCGGAAAACGAGCUUUCCCGUGUCAUCGGGCCGUCCUGGCCUCCUGCAGCCGCUACUUUGAAGCUAUGUUUAACGGCGGACUCAAGGAGUCUCGAGACACGGAAGUCAACUUCCACGACUCGUUGCACCCGGAAGUAUUAGAGCUUCUGUUGGACUAUGCAUACUCCGCCCGCAUUAUUAUCAACGAGGAGAAUGCGGAGUCGUUGCUUGAGGCCGGAGACAUGCUGCAGUUCCAUGACAUCCGAGAUGCCUCUGCAGAGUUCCUUGAGAAGAACCUGCACCCUUCGAACUGCCUCGGGAUGAUGCUCCUCUCUGAUGCGCAUCAAUGCCAAAGGCUUUACGAGCUCUCUUGGCGAAUGUGCUUGGCAAAUUUCGCCACUCUUUACCGGACAGAGGACUUCCUGAACCUUCCAAAAGAUCAAGUUCAGGAGCUGAUCUUCAGCGAGGAGCUGGAAGUGGAGGACGAGAGUGUUGUGUACGAGGCAGUUAUAGACUGGGUGAGAGCUAAUAUUGUAAGGAGACUCUCCGACUUGCCUGAACUCUUGCGCUGUGUCCGUUUAGCUCUUCUUCCUGAGAUCUACUUGCUCAAAAAUGUUGUCUCUGAAGAGCUCAUCAUGGGGGAUAAAGUGUGUCGAGAGAUUGUCGAAGAUGCCAUACGAUGCAAGAUGAAGAUCCUCCAGAAUGACGGCGUAGUCACUGGUUUCUGUGCUCGACCCCGGAAAGUCAGCCAGGCCCUGCUGCUCCUUGGAGGCCAGACUUUUAUGUGUGAUAAAGUGUACAUGAUCGACCACAAAACGAAGGAGAUCAUGCCCAAAACUGACCUUCCCAGCCCUCGGAAAGAGUGCAGCGCCUGUGCUAUUGGCUGUAAAGUUUACGUCACAGGGGGACGAGGCUCUGAAAAUGGUGCAUCCAAAGAUGUCUGGGUCUACGAUACCUUACAUGACGAGUGGUCCAAGGCUGCUCAAAUGUUUGUAGCCAGAUUCGGACAUGGUUCUGCCGAAUUGGACCAGGUCCUCUAUGUUGUGGGAGGCCACACUUCUCUAUCAGGCUCGUUUCCUGCUUCUCCGUCAGUCUCACUUAAACAGGUGGAACAGUACAACCCGCAGUCCAACAAAUGGACUCUAGUUGCCCCUCUUCGGGAGGGCGUGAGCAACGCCGCCGUCGUAGGAGCCAAAAACAAGCUCUUUGCUUUCGGUGGAACCAGCAUCAACAGGGACAAGUACCCCAAGGUGCAAUGUUUUGACCCCUGCGAGAACAGAUGGACGGUGCCGGCUACUUGCCCUCAGCUUUGGCGUUACACGGCGGCAGCGGCCGUUGGCAAUCACAUCAUCGUCAUAGGCGGAGACACAGAGUUCUCUGCAGGCUCGGCGUAUCGGUUCAACAGCGAAACGUACCAGUGGACUAAAUUCGUCGACGUCACAGCCAAAAGGAUCAGCUGCCACGCGGUCGCCUCGGGGAACCGACUCUAUGUGGUGGGCGGUUAUUGCGGUGCUCAGAGGUGCAAAACGCUGGACUGUUACGACCCCUCGACUGACUCUUGGGACAGCGUUACUAGCAUUCCCUAUUCCCUCAUUCCCACAGCAUUCGUGAGCACCUGGAGAUAUCUGCCAUCUUGAAUGUCACAGCCGGUUUGAUGUCCAGUGUCGUGAGGAAUGCAGGGGAAUUUGUCCUUUCUUUGCCUGAGGAAUGCAGGGGGUGGGGGGCCAGAAAGAAAGAAUGGAAAAAAGAAAUAAAGACAGAUGCCUGCCGAGGAAUAAAUGAAAAGCACAAGAAAGGAAAGGAAACGAAGAGCAGCGUUUGGCAUGUAGGAGAUAAACCAGGAGUGGACUUUUUUUUUUUUUUUUUCCUCCUUUGAUUCAAGCUCAAAGCUCCACCUCCAUUUAUUCCCUCUUCUUUCACUUCCUUUGAUUUUCACUGAGGGUUUUGAUAUUUAGAGAAUAAGAUGCUAAAGGGAAAUGAGGAAACCCCUCGUAAGAUGUAGGUUUAAGAAACUCUGCAGUUCAGGAUUUAGCCUGGAACAACACAGACGCUUAUCAGGACGAGGAACAAACACGCCGCUGUCCGCCGGCUAAGGAAAUGAGUGAUGUAUUAAAUGUGGCGCGCCCUGUGCGGCUCUUUUUUUUUAGUUGUUAAGAAGGGAGAUAUAAAUUCCUGGAUACACAACACACACACACACACACACACACACACACACACACAGUAAAUGACCAUGGCUGUUGUAUAUGUAACGUGUAUUGCUAAAUAUUGGGUGUUUAAUUAGCCUGAUGAAUCAUAUGACGGCUCCUCUUCACACCACCGUUUGGUUAAUUUGUAAUAGAACGACUUUCACAAUGUUUUUACUACUAAAUAAUUGUUUGAUAAAAAAUUAGCAAAAAUCUACUACUAUUAUUAUAAUUUUUUUAUUAUUAUUUGUCCCUUUUCUCUGUAGGAUUUCAAGUCUAUUGUAUUUUAUCAGAUUUAGUAUAUAUUAUAUAUAUAUAUAUAUAUAGUGUGUGUUAAUGCAUCUUCUAAUGUUAUUUUUAAUGCUGAUGGUUAAACACUGUCUGUUAGAAUAAUCGAUUUUCACCGAUCUGUCAUUUCAGAUCAAAUCCACACUAGAGCUGGGCGAAAGGGUAAAAAUAUCAGUAUCGGUUAUAGCCACGGCUUCAGCACAUCACAUGAUAUAAAAACGAAUAAAUGAAGCUUCUAUAGAAAUAAAACCUAAAAGACAAUUUUUGUAUCUUGUAAACAUUUUCUUGGUGUAUAUGCUGUAAGGAAUGCUGUUACCGAAACUGUCAGAAUCCACAUUUAAGUAUCGCGAUGUGAUAUUUUUUGCCGUAUCACCCAGCCCUGACCUGCACUGUACUAGAAAUGAUAUAUUUGUGAACGUCUUCUCUCUAAAAAUGUUUGUUUUUACUCUAAUAUUUAUAAAUGUUACUGGUUGCAACUUGUUUCUUAGUAAAGCGAUGUCUUUGGGGGAAAAAAAAAC
Molecule: messenger RNA, 3368 nt
Organism: Silurus meridionalis
Lineage: Eukaryota; Metazoa; Chordata; Actinopteri; Siluriformes; Siluridae
Gene: enc3
Product: ectodermal-neural cortex 3
Exons: 3
Coding region: 247-2016 (589 amino acids)
Molecular function (GO): protein binding
Source: RefSeq, a predicted model, not a curated record